UUGCACAACACGAUGAGUGGAACUAGAAGUUACCUAUUGCAUGUUAGAAACUGCUCCACAGGCUUUGAAAACAGAAAGGAGAGCUUGCUGAGAGUACAGCCCAUGCUUACAGUUAAACUGAUUUCCUCAUGUUGUUUCUGGAUUAGAGCCAGAAUCAACUGUGCCAGUUGCUAAUCAAAUAAUGGAGAAGACAAUUUACAAAUGCUGCCUUCGGUUAGCAGUUCCUGGGAGGCUGUGUCUGGACUGAGCCUAGGCGAGGACUGAUUCACUUUGACUUGAGGCUUUGAUCCGGUCGAUUCCCAUCAUUCUGUGUGACAGAAGGCUGAGUAUUCUUUCUGUGUGAAGAAUGAGGGACAUUCGCGGUUUGGUCCUGGUCUCCAUUGCUCUGAUAAUGGGCAGGAAAAGCUGGGCCCUCGAGGAUGUGCACUGUCUGCGGGAGCAGGAGAGGCUCCGAUCUCAGGUGCACCAGCUUGAGACCCGGGUCAAACAGCUGCAGGUCACGAUCGCACAGCUCGCGCACGAGAAGGAAGUCCAGUUCCUGGAUAAAGGACAAGAGGACAAUUUCAUCGACUUUGGAGGCCAGAGGCAAUAUGCAGAUUGCUCAGAGAUUUACAACGAUGGAUUUAAACAGAGUGGAUUUUACAAAAUCAAACCUCUCCGGAGCCAGGCAAAAUUCUCUGUGUAUUGUGACAUGUCUGACGGAGGAGGCUGGACUGUAAUUCAGAGACGAUCUGACGGCAGUGAGAACUUUAGCAGGGGUUGGAAUGACUACGAAAGUGGCUUUGGGAACUUUGUCCAAAGAAAUGGUGAAUAUUGGCUGGGUAAUAAAAACCUUAACUUACUGACUACGCAAGGAGAUUAUACUUUAAAAAUUGACCUGACAGAUUUUGAGAAAAAUAGUCGCUUUGCACAAUACAAACAUUUUAAAGUUGGUGAUAAAAAGUCCUUUUAUGAACUGAACAUUGGAGAAUAUUCUGGAACAGCCGGCGACGCCCUUUCAGGGACCUUUCACCCUGAAGUGCAGUGGUGGGCUAGUCAUCGAAGAAUGAAGUUCAGCACGUGGGACAGAGACAAUGACAACUACGACGGGAACUGUGCUGAGGAGGAGCAGUCUGGCUGGUGGUUUAACAGGUGUCACUCUGCAAACCUGAAUGGGGUGUACUAUCAGGGCCCCUACACAGCAGAGACGGAUAAUGGAGUCGUCUGGUACACCUGGCAUGGAUGGUGGUAUUCCUUGAAAUCCGUGGUUAUGAAAAUUAGGCCAAAUGAUUUUAUUCCAAAUGUCAUUUAGUUGUUCCAAAUUGGCCUCUUUCUGCAAUUUAUAUUCGUUUGAAAUAUUUGAGAAAUACAAUCCUGAAUAAAUAUUUGCAUGGUGUUGGCAA
Myodes glareolus (Bank vole) is the source of this 1382-nucleotide messenger RNA. RefSeq names its product fibrinogen like 1 (gene Fgl1). Gene Ontology annotation, cellular component: fibrinogen complex. NCBI's taxonomy places the organism in Eukaryota, Metazoa, Chordata, Mammalia, Rodentia, Cricetidae. The record is from RefSeq and is a predicted model, not a curated record. Gene Ontology annotation, biological process: fibrinolysis; platelet aggregation; blood coagulation. Gene Ontology annotation, molecular function: extracellular matrix structural constituent; protein-macromolecule adaptor activity.